AUGUUACCGACCCCACCAGCAUCUCCCACUCUCAAUGGAUUUUGUGCGCCGGAAGACCGUCUAGGCCAACUCCUUGCCGGAAGACUGCAAUUGACCGGAAUCCUCGGUGUAGGUGCCUAUGGAGUAGUGUACACUGCCGUGGACAUCCAGACCAACAUUCCCUACGCUGUCAAGGCGCUCAACAAACUAGGUUUGGAGCCCCGUCAGCAGAAAUUCCAGCAAAGAGAGAUCCAGCUCCACCAUCAGGCCAGUGCCCAUCCCAACGUAGUUUCUUUGGUAAAGAUUUUGGAUUCUCCCGACUGCACCUUUGUGGUCAUCGAGUACUGCCCGGAGGGUGAUCUCUUCUCGAACAUCACCGAGCAAGGAAAGUAUGUCGGCAAUGAUGCUCUUGCCAAGAGGGCUUUCCUCCAAAUCCUGGAUGCUGUAGACUACUGCCACUCCAUUGGAAUCUACCACCGGGACCUCAAGCCGGAGAACGUCCUAGUCACAGAUAAUGGAAUGACCUGCAAGCUUGCCGACUUUGGACUGGCCACCAACGACCACAUCACCUCCGACUUUGGAUGCGGCUCUACCUUUUACAUGUCUCCAGAAUGCCAGACUGCUGCUCCCAAGGCCUACUCAUGCUACGCAUCAGCGCCCAAUGACGUCUGGAGCCUUGGAGUCAUGCUCGUCAACCUGACCUGUGGACGCAACCCAUGGAAGCGAGCCUCCUUCGAGGACAGCACUUUCCGCGCCUACAUGAAGGAUCCCAAGUUCCUCAGGUCCAUUCUGCCCAUCUCUGGAGAGCUCGACUCGAUCCUGAAGCGUAUCUUUGAAUUCAACCCAGCGAAGAGAAUCACGAUUCCCGAGCUGAGGGACCUGAUCAUGAGAUGCCCUCGCUUCACGGCUUCCAAGUCUGCUCCUCCUUCACACAUGGCUGUUCCUGCGUACCCAUCACCGGAUUACGUCCACCAGGCUGCCUUGAACGGAUGCUACCAGGCUGCCGCUCCCUCUGUUGCGCCCGUCUACCCUACUAUCAUGGAUCUUCCCUAUCCUCAACACUCUACCUCGUCGGGCAGCUCGAACUCUGACAAUGAGUCUGUAUUCUCCACAUGCUCGUCGGCUUCGUCUGCUUCGUCGACUUCUUCUUUCACUCACGUCGCUGCUGCCCAGAAGGUUCCUGCCCGACCAGCACAGCAAACAUACGUUUCCCCUCCCCCGCAAACCAAUACGUGGUUCCAACCAUUUUUCCACCAGGCCGCCAACCUAGUGAAGCACGUGUCGUUCCAGCAGCCCAUGAUGGUUGCUCCCGUCCGUGUUUACUAG
This is a messenger RNA of Aaosphaeria arxii CBS 175.79, 1305 nucleotides long. RefSeq names its product kinase-like protein. The transcript has 2 exons. Lineage: Eukaryota; Fungi; Ascomycota; Dothideomycetes; Pleosporales. Gene Ontology annotation, molecular function: ATP binding; protein serine/threonine kinase activity. The record is from RefSeq and is a predicted model, not a curated record. The coding region runs from base 1 to 1305 and encodes 434 amino acids. Gene Ontology annotation, biological process: intracellular signal transduction; protein phosphorylation.